AGAUGUCAAGGAAGUUUACACCAAGAUAUUCUUUGCAGUUCUCGAGAUUGUCCUAUAUGGUACAUGAGAAAGAAAGCUCAAAAGGAUGUAGCAGACGCAACUAGCAUUUUGGAAAGAUUUAACCGCGCAUGGUGA
Molecule: messenger RNA, 135 nt
Organism: Acaulospora morrowiae
Lineage: Eukaryota; Fungi; Glomeromycota; Glomeromycetes; Diversisporales; Acaulosporaceae
Source: the annotation of a GenBank genome assembly